AUGGCCAAUCCAGAGCUAUUAGAAUUGCGUCAGCAGCUGGCUGAUGUCUGCCACAAGCUGGUAGAGGAAGUCAUCCGUGUAAAAUCUACCAAGCAGAGCGUCGCCCUGCUCAAGGAAAUCUUUUUAUGCAUCGAGGACACUGAGCCUUCGAAGGACUUGGUACAACAUCAGAGGGCCACCAGGCAAAUAGACUACCUCCAAACCGAAUUUUCGAUAGGCCUAGAAAUUUUGAAAAGACAAAGACAGCUGGUAACUGGUUGGUAUAAGGCCAAGGAAGUAGAACCGGACAACGGGGAGGCAGGCUCGGGAGAUUCAACCUGGAAGAGACGCCACCAGGAGGAGAAUACACCUACGAUCAAGUACCGAAGGGUGGACAACUCCUUUCCCCGCUUCAUAGCGAAUGAGCCUGCUGAAGACCUGAUAUUCAGCAAGUCCAAUCAACACCGGGUGCGCAAUGAAGCCCCCUACCUGCCCAUCCUCAACCACGAGUUGGAGCGCAUGGAGGAGCACGAACAAUAUAUGAACCUCAUCCACGCCAGUCGCUUCGAAUCCAAACCGAAACCCCCGCCGCUGCAACGCAUUGACAUUGGCAACCGCCAUGAUAACCGAGGGCUUUCCGCCUACGCCAGCUUGAUCAGCAGCCAGUCAGAGCGCCAAAAAGCGACACCAAUGCGCCUUGGUAGCUUCAACAGCAGCCGUGCCUCCAUCCUGUCCAGCAGCUCGGGAAGCAGCGAAUCUUCCGAUUCCUCCCUGAUGAUCACGGCCGUUGAGGAUGGCUCGAAUGAAAGGAAAGCCAACACGAGGACCAACCACACUGACGCUGCGAAAUCGCUGAGUGGCCACCAGCCUACCAGGCAUCGUCGCUUUUCCAGCUGCAUCUACCUUAAAGAUGACUUCGUGGAGCAGUUCAGGGCCAAGUCGGCUCGCAUCCGGGAGGAAUCCGAGCACCGUCGUCGAUUGGCCGCUGUGGAGGCUAAUCGCACCACGGAGGAACGACGUGCGUACGAAUGCAAGCUGCGGGAGAAGAUCUUCCAGUACCGCAUCAGCCACAAGCCAAUCUUCGGGUCGCCAAUCGGGUCAUCGGUGGACAAGCCCGUUGAGAGGAAGGAAAUCCAACUCAUUCCGCUUACCAAGGAGCACAUGAGGCGCUAUAACGAGCUAAUGACAGGCGAUUUAGCUUCGGUUCUUGUGGUCAAAUUCAACAUGCGCAUUACCCGUCGCGACAUUAGAACAUUGCUGGAUGGCGAGUGGCUGAACGACGAGGUGAUCAAUUUCUACAUGAAUCUGAUGACCGAACGCUCGGAGAAGCGUCCUGGCGAUUUGCCCGCCACAUAUGCGAUGAACACAUUCUUCGUGCCACGCCUCCUGCAAAGUGGACAUGCGGGCGUUAAACGCUGGACCCGCAAGGUGGACAUCUUCGCCAAGGACGUGAUUCCUGUGCCAGUGCAUGUCAACGGCGUCCACUGGUGCAUGGCCAUCAUCCACAUGCGCAACCAGACUAUCCACUAUUACGAUUCCAUGGGACAGCCGAAUCAAGCCGUGCUGAACGCUCUGGAGGCCUAUCUGCGCGAGGAGUCCUUGGAUAAGCGGAAGAAGCCGUUCGAUACAAGCGGCUUUAGGAUCGAGAGCGCCACCAAUGUGCCUCGACAGCAGAAUGGCAGCGAUUGCGGCGUUUAUAGCUGCAUGUUCGCCGAAUACAUUUCGCGCGAUGUACCGAUCACCUUUUGCCAAACGGAAAUGGAGUAUUUCCGCCGGAAGAUGGUCCUGGAGAUUGCGGCUGGUGAGAUUUGGAACUAA
Messenger RNA from Drosophila takahashii, 1797 nucleotides. RefSeq names its product sentrin-specific protease 1-like. Lineage: Eukaryota; Metazoa; Arthropoda; Insecta; Diptera; Drosophilidae. The record is from RefSeq and is a predicted model, not a curated record. Gene Ontology annotation, molecular function: deSUMOylase activity. Gene Ontology annotation, biological process: proteolysis; protein desumoylation. Gene Ontology annotation, cellular component: nucleus.